Messenger RNA from Gryllus bimaculatus (two-spotted cricket), 255 nucleotides. NCBI's taxonomy places the organism in Eukaryota, Metazoa, Arthropoda, Insecta, Orthoptera, Gryllidae. The record is from the annotation of a GenBank genome assembly.
AUGGUGUUCUCGCUGGGUGUGCGCAGUCUGUGCGCAGAGCAAAGUCGAGCGCUUUGCGCGCGUGCGCAGGUGGUGCCGCUGGACUGGUGGCCGCUGACGCGCGACUGCCUGGCGUACGGGGUGACGGUGGCGCUCAUGAUCUGCAUCAUCCACGACGAGCGCGUCGAGUGGUACGAGGCGCUCACUCUCGUGCUGCUCUACAUCGUCUACAUCGCAGGGGAUAGAAAGGAAGAUGGAAGUGCUUUUGCAAAGUAG